This is a messenger RNA of Actinia tenebrosa (Australian red waratah sea anemone), 4061 nucleotides long. RefSeq names its product lamin-B2.L. The record is from RefSeq and is a predicted model, not a curated record. Gene Ontology annotation, cellular component: nuclear envelope; cytoplasm. NCBI's taxonomy places the organism in Eukaryota, Metazoa, Cnidaria, Anthozoa, Actiniaria, Actiniidae.
UAAAGGUUUUUUAUUUUUAAACUUAAUUGAAAUUCUUAUUUAAGGUCAGAUAUUUCUUCAUUAUGUUGAUAACAGGGCUAUUAAGUGAUCAAAAAUAUUAAGAUUGCACUCUACAAAGGCCUAAAUCGCGAUAUAUCCAGAAAAUGUAGUUAUGCAAAACUUGGGAGAUUUGAUUGGAUCGUCAAACAAUUACGGACAGGAAGCCAUUGUAAUGCUUUGAUGGGCUGUCAAGCCGUGAAUAACUAAUAGGGUAGUGUCUUAUUGCUUGGAUACGACGGGACGCUUAGAACACAACACAACCACACUGAAUGACUUUUAGACUCUUGAAGUCUUUAAAUUUGUGCUUUAGACUUCAGCAAUUUGUGAGAAAAAACACCAUUCCUCUUGACGCUAAAGCUUGCAGCUGAUCUUGGAAUCUUCUCAGAGGUCUUUGUACUCCGAUGGGCGCAUAAACAGGAAGACUAGAAGUUCAGAGUUCUGAUUGGAAAUCGUUCCAAGGCUGUCCCUCUGCAACAACAGAAACGAUAAACAAUUCUCUGCAAUUAUAACAGCUUAUGAUUUUUGGAAAUUAUUUUCAGAACAGGAUCAUUAGCACUAGAGUUUUCGGUGCUUUCGGAACUACUGUUUACGCCAACUCUGUUAACUUGAGGAAUGCUGUUUUGUUGAGCAAGUUUUUUUAAUUUUUGAGAAAAAAAACUAAUAUUUAACUUUCAAGGAAAGUUAUUCUGUUUGAGAUACUUUUUAAAAUCAAUCUGUAGGGUUUUGAAGAUUUAAUUUUGUUUUUGUAUUAUUUAGUUGCUAAGCGCGAAGUAGUAAUUUUCGCUUUAGUUGCCCAUUAAGCGAUUACUAAUAAGUGACUGUUUAGAGAGUUAAGUAGAGUUGCGCUUCAUCAUGGCUACUCCAAUCGUAGUGCCUAAACUCGUAGAGAAAGAAUACCUUAGCACUCUUAACGAUCGUUUUGCGUCUUAUAUAUCUCGUGUUCGACAAAUGCGCGAACUGAGUGGCCGUAACGAUACGGUCAACUUCAUGAACUCAACAAAAAUCUUGGAGGAAGAAAUCACGGCAUUGAAGGCGAUGUACGAGAGGCAACUGGAGGAAUUGAGACAUCAACUGGAGGAUUUAGCCAAAGAUAGAACACAGCAGCAAUUAGCUGCUGCCAAGAAUUCAGCGCUCGUUGCUGAGCUCCAAGACAAACUUGGUAAUGAAACAAGCAAUCGCAAGAAAGUAGAGAAUGCCCUGGCAGAUGCACACAGGGUUAUCGCAGAUAAAGAAGCAUUGUUGCAAGAUGCAAGAGUUACUACUACACAACACCAGAAUGCACACAUGGACACCACACGUGAGAGAGAUGGUCUCCAAACAGCGCUCACCCAGACUCAGCAAGCUUUGGACACUGAGAUGGCAGCAAGAGUUGAUUUACAGACAAAUGUUAAUCAGCUGAGAGAAAAACUGGGGUUUGAACAGCAACUUCAUGAAAAAGAAAUGGCUGAAAUUAGGGCUCGCCUUAACGAAGCAGACCAGACGAUACUUCUUGCUGAAGAACGACUGCAUGAGCACAAUAUCAUUGAUGAGAACCUGGCAGCAAUGCUUGCGAAGGUGAAGCUACAUAGUCAACAUGAGCUGCGCCGAUUCAAAGAAGAGUCUGAAAUUUCACACCAGAACAGCAUGAACCAGUUGAAGAUCCAGUUGGACAAUGAGAGUAGAAAUCUUGCUUCUGCUACAGAUGAUAACAUCCAUAUGAAGGCUCAUAUUGAGAGCCUGCAGUCAAAGAUCAUCAACCUGGAUGCCAAGUGCUCAAGCCUAGAGGCUCAAAACUCCUCUCUGAUCCAAUCCCUGGAAAUGGAACGUCAACAGGCUGCAAAUACCAUCAAGAACCUGGAAGCAAAGCUCCGUGAGCUUCAGGAAGCCUUGAUGGCCAAAGUAAGAGAGCUUGGUCUGGCUUACAACGCACAUGUGCCUUUGGAUCUGGAGCUGGGUGCCUUUGCGACAUUGCUUGAAGCUGAAGAAAGAAGGCUUAGCCUGGCAUUACAGAACCAAGCUCCUUUGGCACCCGUCAGGUCUCGUACAUGGCACACAAUAACACCAAGAAGCAAAACUCUAACUACUGAACCUAAGCGCCCAGCUAGUACUCUUGGUAUAACACCUUCUAGUGUGUCAACUUCCACCAAAAUACACACACCCAUAGCCAGACCAAAAACCACCGCCGGUACCCUUUCAGUGAGCAGGACGGUUCCUCCUGUAGUGGAACCAGUAACGACAGCCAGUCCUUACCGCCACACCUGGUCAUACGUGCCAAACUUUAUUGACUACCACAGCCCUACAUCAAGUCAUACUGGUAAUGUCAGGAUUCUUGAAGUCAAUCCUGAUGGGAAUUAUGUGCGGCUCUUCAAUACCUCAGCGCAUCGGGAUGAAGAGAUUGGCGGUUACAUGGUUCAACAAAAUGUCUCUGGUAGGCCAGUGACUGUGUUUGGUCAGCGGGCAGCCUCAUGAAGCACAAUCCUCCAUCAGAUUUCUUAUGGAAGGAGCAGCAUAAAUGGGGGACUGGACCUGAAUGUACSACAAUUCUUUGCAAGCCUAAUGGACAGGCAGUGGCAUGGACAACCGCUGCUUUUCCAUUUGGUGUUCCUAAUCAAAUCCCUACGCGGGACACUGGCCCGGGAUCCCCUCGGGAUACGGGUUUGGACAGAGAACCUUCAAGAGAGCCAAAGUCACCCAGGUCCAAGAACCCAGAACCACCCCCACGGGAGAUUGAAAAUAAGUCUUUCUCCAGAUCUCCAAAUGACCCUCUCCACCCCCACGCGGUUCAAACCAGGGUCAAAACGGGGGGCCACGAUGGGAUGACAAUGAACCCGCAGUCAAGAUCCCAGACAGUACGACCUGACCCGGCUGGUGCUAGUCGUACGGGGGGUGCACCACUGAGAAGAUACGCUGGGUCAUCUUUGCCCAAUGACAAGGACUCUAGCCCUAAACAAGGUCAUGGAGGAACGAUCCGAGUGAUGCCAAGCUCAGAAUUCACCUCCCCAAAGCAAAACUACCAAGACAGACUAUCCAAUCUUACUACCCAGCAACGAGUUAACUUCUCUCCUCCGCCUCCAAGACCUUACGUUGCAUCGCGAUGAAAAGCUCUGAACGUGUCGUAAUGUCACCAUCGUGUGGUUUUCAAUCAUGGAAGCAAGGAGAUAUUUUCAACCAAUAGUCCCCUUCACAGUUCCCUGCGCCAUCUUGAAAGGUAGCUGUGCCUUUGCAUCGAAGCGAGACGAACGGUGAGCUUGCAAUGAUAGAGACCGUUUUCUCAAGGUUGCGUGCGCAUCCAACUCGUUACGGCCACAAAAUUGAAAAACGCAAAUUCAGUAAAACUGAGAAGCCAGUUUUAUAUUUAAAGAGGAGAAUAAUCGAUUUUAUGAAUUCUUAUCGAAAAAUGGAAAUCUUGUCAAUGUAUGAUAAUAGACCCCUUCACAGUUCCCUGCACCAAAACGAGACGAACGGUGAGCUUGCAUUAAUAGAGACGUGAAUAAUUGUCCAAGGUGUUAAAAAAGGUCUCUAUCAAUGCAAGCUCACCGUUCGUCUCUUUUCGAUGCAAAGGCACGGCUACCUUUCAAGAUGGCGCAGGGAACUGUGAAGGAGACUAUUCUCAUUAUAAGCUCCUGUUCUUGUAUCGUGGCCCGUCAAGUCCCUUUAAUUUGUAUGGUCAUAGAGACCUUUUUAUAACACCUUGGACAAUUAUUCACGUCUCUGUCAUUCCCAGCUCACUGUUCGACUCGCUUCGAUACAAAGUCACGGCUACCUUUCAAGAUGGCGCAGGGAACUGAGAAAGGGAACACUGUGUACUCCUUAAACUCAUUGAAUUUAAUUUUAGUUUUUAAGGGUGCCUAAAAAAUCUCUUGAAAUUUAAUAGUUCUGCUCAAAUUCCUUGAAAACUCCUUGAAUUUAUAUUCUGAUGAAUGUGAUAGUCGAUGACUAUAUUUCUUUCCUCCAAAAACGAAUUGACCAAUCAGGGAAAGGGAUGACCUAGUGUCACGUGAUACCUAGUAAACUCUUAUUUUAAACUGAAAUGCAUGCGUUUU